Messenger RNA from Chara braunii, 3276 nucleotides. Lineage: Eukaryota; Viridiplantae; Streptophyta; Charophyceae; Charales; Characeae. The record is from the annotation of a GenBank genome assembly.
GCCGCGGGCCAGGCAAGUGUAAAAUACUACUGAGACAAGGGGUGGGAUGUCUGGCCGUUGUAGGGAUCAUUGCGGCUUGCGGAUUAGAAGACCAAGGACACUCGCGGGAUGGCACGACGAAGGACGUUCCUUGAGGACCGCCCGCUGGGCAUUGAGCCGCCAAGGGAGGUGGCUGGUGGAAUAGAAAUUAGCCUACCUGCCGCAAGGGAGGGCCGGCACCCGAUGGUGGACUGGGUCGGGGUAGAGCUCAUGGAAAACACGGUUUACUUAGUGACGAGAAUUGAGUGGCGUGCGGAUGAAAACGGGGAAUGGAACCCGGACCCACGGGGACAUGUGCGUGUAGAGGGUCGGUUGCAUGUGUCUGAAGACGGGUGGCGGACGUUCGGAGUCCUGUUGGCAUCAGGGGAAGAUCCGUUAAGUAUGUUCGAGGGAGCAUGGCAACUAGUGUGGCAAGCAGGGUUCGAAUUCGCAUACCCGGAACUUGAUGACGUGGCAGCUAACCUUAGAGUAGCCAUGGCCGGAAGCUUCGAGCUGCCCAGUGAAAACGUUCGGAUGAGAUUGCCGCCCUUUUUGCUAGAAAGGUUAGGCGGGGUAGAGCUUGUCAGGAGGGUUGUGGCCGACCUCGCCAACCUGACGUUUGAGGACACGAUGGUUCACCGAGAGUAUUAUCGGGCCUUCCUAGAAAUGGGGUCGUUCAGCGGAGAGCAGAGGCCGGGGAAAAGCAGAGGGAUACCAAGGAAGGAGAAGGGACCAGNUCUCAGGGAAAGGGUGUUAGGUUGGUUUGAUCCGGAGGGUACGCCAAAGGCCGGGGAAAAGCAGAGGGAUACCAAGGAAGGAGAAGGGACCAGUGAGGUCGGCGAAACGGGGAACUCUGAAGGGGGCCUCAAGAGGAUAGUAGCCACCCUCACCCGGGCCCUGAAUAAGAAUCAGGGGUAUCUUGCGGAUGCCAAGAAGAAACUUACCUUCGACGGGGCAAACAUUACGGAAUUCCUGAUAGACUACGAGAACCUGGCAGCCUUGCUAAAAUGGACUGAGGAAGAAAAGAUGGAUCACUUAGGGCAGCACGUGUCGCUGAGCCUAGGAAGGGACAUUAUGGCUAUUGUCGCCUCUAGUGGAUCUUGGAAAGAGACCCGGAACGAGAUAAUGUGGAAGUACCUGAAGGCAGAGAAAAUGGCAACAGAAGUCGAAUUGGCGGCAGUCCAAAGGAAAAACUAUGCCACUUACAAUGACUUCCUAAGGGCAUUUACUCUAGUCGCACUACGAAUUCCCGGGGUAACAGACCGUAUAAUGAGUAACUAUUUCCUCAGGCAGUUCUCCGAGUUCGACAAGGAUAAGAUUUUGUCGGCCUACCAGCAAACCAGUAAGUUCGAGUACACGAGGGACGUGGACUUUAGCACCGUAACAGACCUCGCAGAAAAGACAGUUGUAACCGAUACGCUAGCCCUGCUUAAGGAAGGGAAGGUUAUAGACUUGACUGGGAAGACGGGGGAUAAGGUCAAGAAGGGGAUAGAGAGCCUGCACAAACGAGUGCACGGGGUUGACAGCAAGAUAGAAAGAGUGGAAAAUGCGCUAUUAGUAAUGCAGGUGCAGGUGUCCCAACCCGUCCUCCUGCCCCAAGAGGCCGUAGUUCCGGCAGCAGUAGCGAAUCAGGGGUAUGGCAGAAGGGAUCCGGCCAAUGAGCAAUGCAAGUAUUGCACAAUGGUCGGACAUUUCGUGCGGACCUGCCCAAGACUCAACCAUGAUAUCAUGAGACAGAGAUGCAGCAGGUCCCUCAAAGGUGAAAUUUUCGGGCCUCAAGGAGAGCGCAUAAAUUGGAAUUCGCCAGGAGGGAUGCGACGUGUCGUCAUCCUCCUGAAUAAUCUCGACAUAGCUGCCGUAGAAGCAGAACCGGUAGCUGACAUUGUCUGGGACCAACCGAGGGGACGCGGACCACAGGCGAAUUUCAUCCUAGAAGGUAGUGGACAAGAUAGGGUGAACAUCACCACCCGGAGGGCAGCGGCGGAAAAUAAACUUAUUCGAGAUACGGUAAUGGAAGAGAUCGCGGGGACCAGCGCAGAUCAAGGAGAAACCGAGACCGAGGAGCCGGAAAAAGUCUACGAAAAAGUCGGGGAGGAGGAGCCGGUAGACAAGGUAGUGGCGACAAAGAAGAAAUUUAGGUACCAAAUUCCGAUUUUGACACUGCCCGAGAUCAACGAUACUCUGAGUAAACUGCUAGGUACCAUGGUGUCUGUAUCUUUUCAGACCAUGUUGCAAGCGAGCCCAAGAUUGCUUAAAGGACUCAUGCAAUUACUAACGCACCGACGCGUAAAAGUAGAGGAGGCUCCGGAGCCACAGGAGCAGGAAACAGAGGAGGCUGAGGCACCGCAAGGGGUCUCCAACCUCCAGAGGCUCCCAGGGGAUCUGGAGGACCUGGAGAAAGCCUUUGCAGACAUCCGCCUAAGCCUACCAGACCGAGAGGGUGGUGAAGUCAUGAGGGCGUCGCCCGGCACGAAGCUCAGCUUCCAUGCCUUGCCCGUAGUAAAGUUGAAAGUCCAAAUCGGAACCCACCAUACAGAUGCAUUAGUGGAUGGUUGUGCGAAAAUCAUCCUCAUACGACGAGACUUCGCAACAAUUACUGGUUGCACCAUAAACAAGGAAGUGACGGGGAGUAUCCAGGGAGCCGGCGGGGAGAUUCCCUUCGCAGGAUAUGUUACGAAAUGCGCAGUCAGGGCAGGGAUCAGGGAAUCAAUCUGGUCCUUCCAGCAGAUGACCGUGAUGGAAGAAAUGGACCAUGACAUAAUUCUCGGAAGACCAUGGUGCGCCAAUGUAGAGAUGAUAGGUAUGCAUCUGCAUGAUGGCACAUACAUGGUGGAUAUAGAGGACCCCGUGACCGGCCGUGGAGAACUCCUCCGACUCCUUGGGACAGGAGGGGAUCCCCCGAAGGGCAAAUUGGCAACCUGGUCGCCAACGUUCGAAGAGAGUGCGAGAAAGGGGGCAUUUGCACGAAUGGAAGGUAUGAGGGAAAUAGUAGAGAUUAUGAUUGAGGAGGCUUUUAGUAAGAAGGAGUGGAUCAAGAUGGGUUUGGCUCUGAAGAAAAGGAGGCAAGAGGAUGAUGUGCUAGGGGUUAUGGUGACAGAAAAGGAGGCGGAAGUCGAGCUUGGGGCCAGCCUGCCCAAAUCAAAGGAACAUCCGGAAGGAGCCGCUCCAGGUGGGAGAAAAGGUACUAGUUAGGAACUCGGCUCUUGAAAGCACGUGGUCUGGACAGUUGGGAGGAAGGUUCAAAGGUCCCUACAAGAU